Rodentolepis nana is the source of this 288-nucleotide messenger RNA. Lineage: Eukaryota; Metazoa; Platyhelminthes; Cestoda; Cyclophyllidea; Hymenolepididae. The record is from the annotation of a GenBank genome assembly.
AUGAUUCAGUGUGAGAAGAUUGCAACGCUGGGAGAUUGUUACUACUGUGUUUCUGGUUGCCCCAACGCUGUGCCAGAUCAUGCUGAAAGGAUUGUCGAGAUGGGUCGCUCAAUGUGUGUAGCCAUUCAGCAGUUCGAUGAGGAUCAUGCUGAACAGGUAAGCCUUUUGAUACUCUUUUCCUCUGCUUUCGAAAUUAUUGUACCGCUUGCGUAUUCGCUAAAAUAUGUAAUGGAUUCGAUGUCCAUCGGUUCACCACUAGUAAGGCUGAUGAUUAAGCUGACUGAUUAA